UGCUGAUUGGGUGUCGCUCCUGAAGGGAGGGGAGGCGGAAACAGCUUGGUGGGUGCGGGGUCGCACGGUUAGCUCAGCCAGGCGGAGGAGAGGUCCCGAAAUGGCGGUGCAGCCGAAGGAGACUUUGCAGCUGGAGAGCGUGGCCGAGGCCGGCUUUGUUCGUUUCUUCCAGGGCAUGCCGGAGAAGCCAACCACCACAGUGCGCCUCUUCGACCGGGGCGACUUCUACACGGUGCAUGGCGAGGAUGCGCUGCUGGCUGCCCGGGAGGUGUUCAAGACCCAGGGGGUGGUCAAGUACCUGGGGCCGGCAGGAGCAAAGACUCUGGAGAGUGUUGUGCUUAGUAAAAUGAAUUUUGAGUCUUUCGUCAAAGGUCUUCUUCUAGUUCGUCAAUAUAGAGUCGAAGUUUACAAGAAUAGAGCUGGAAACAAGGCUUGCAAAGAGAAUGAUUGGUAUUUGGCAUUUAAGGCUUCUCCAGGCAAUCUUUCUCAGUUUGAAGACAUUCUUUUUGGUAAUAAUGAUAUGUCAUCUUCCAUUGGUGUUGUGGGUGUUAAAAUGUCCACAGCUGAUGGCCAAAGACAGGUUGGAGUUGGAUAUGUUGACUGCAUACAGAGGAAGUUAGGAUUGUGUGAGUUCCCUGACAAUGACCAAUUCUCCAAUCUUGAAGCUCUUCUGGUUCAGAUUGGACCCAAGGAAUGUGUCUUACCAGGAGGAGAGACUGCUGGAGACAUGGGAAAACUGAGGCAGAUUAUUCAGAGAGGAGGAAUUAUGAUCACAGAUAGAAAAAGAGCUGAAUUUUCCACAAAGGACGUUUAUCAGGAUCUCAACCGAUUAUUGAAAGCCAAAAAGGGAGAACAGAUGAAUAGUGCUGUCUUGCCAGAAAUGGAGAAUCAGGUUGCAGUUUCAUCACUGUCAGCAGUAAUCAAGUUUUUAGAACUCUUAUCAGAUGAUUCAAACUUUGGACAGUUUGAACUGACUACUUUUGACUUCAACCAGUACAUGAAAUUGGAUAUUGCAGCAGUCAGAGCCCUUAACCUUUUCCAGGGUUCUGUUGAAGAUACCACUGGCUCUCAGUCUCUGGCUGCCUUGCUAAAUAAAUGCAAAACUCCUCAAGGACAAAGAUUGGUUAAUCAGUGGAUUAAGCAGCCGCUCAUGGAUAAGAACAGAAUAGAAGAGAGAUUAAAUUUAGUGGAAGCCUUUGUUGAAGAUGCGGAAUUGAGGCAGAGUUUACAAGAAGAUUUACUUCGUCGAUUCCCAGAUCUUAACCGACUUGCCAAGAAAUUUCAAAGACAAGCAGCAAACUUACAAAACUGUUACCAACUCUAUCAGGGUAUAAAUCAACUUCCUAAUGUCAUACAGGCUAUGGAAAAAUAUGAAGGAAAACACCAGUCAUUGUUAUUGGCCAUUUUUGUGACUCCUCUUAUUGAUCUUCGUUCUGAUUUCUCCAAGUUUCAGGAAAUGAUAGAAACAACUUUAGAUAUGGAUCAGGUAGAAAAUCAUGAAUUCCUUGUAAAACCCUCUUUUGAUCCUAAUUUGACUGAAUUAAGAGAAGUAAUGGAUGACUUAGAAAAGAAGAUGCAGUCAACACUAAUAAGUGCAGCCAAAGAACUAGGCUUGGAGCCUGGCAAGCAGAUUAAGCUGGAUUAUAGUACACAGUUUGGAUAUUACUUUCGAGUGACCUGUAAGGAAGAAAAAGUCCUUCGUAACAAUAAAAAUUUUACUACAAUAGAUAUCCAGAAGAAUGGUGUUAAAUUUGCCAACAGUAACUUGACUUCUCUCAAUGAAGAGUACACCAAAAAUAAAACUGAGUAUGAGGAUGCCCAGAAUGCCAUUGUUAAAGAAAUUGUCAACAUUUCUUCAGGCUACGUGGAACCAAUGCAGACACUCAAUGAUGUAUUAGCUCAGCUAGAUGCUGUCGUCAGCUUUGCUCAUGUGUCAAAUGGAGCCCCUGUUGCGUAUGUACGACCAGUCAUUUUGGAGAAAGGACAAGGAAGAAUUACGUUGAAAGCAUCUAGACAUGCUUGUGUUGAAGUUCAAGAUGAAGUUGCGUUUAUUCCCAAUGAUGUUCACUUUGAAAAAGAUAAACAAAUGUUCCACAUCAUUACUGGUCCCAAUAUGGGAGGAAAAUCAACAUAUAUUCGCCAGACUGGGGUGAUAGUUCUCAUGGCGCAGAUUGGGUGUUUUGUGCCAUGUGAGUUGGCAGAAGUGUCCAUUGUGGACUGCAUCUUGGCUCGGGUAGGGGCUGGUGACAGUCAAUUGAAAGGAGUCUCCACGUUCAUGGCUGAAAUGUUAGAAACUGCCUCUAUUCUCAGGUCUGCAACCAAAGACUCAUUAAUAAUUAUAGAUGAAUUGGGCAGAGGAACGUCUACCUAUGAUGGAUUUGGGUUGGCAUGGGCUAUAUCAGAGUACAUUGCCACAAAGAUUGGUGCCUUUUGUAUGUUUGCUACUCAUUUUCAUGAACUUACUGCCUUGGCCAGUCAGAUACCAACUGUUAAUAAUCUACAUGUCACAGCACUAACCACUGAAGAGACUUUAACUAUGCUUUAUCAGGUAAAGAAAGGUGUCUGUGAUCAAAGUUUUGGGAUUCACGUGGCGGAGCUUGCUAAUUUCCCUAGGCAUGUAAUAGAAUGUGCUAAGCAAAAAGCCCUGGAACUAGAGGAGUUUCAGAAUAUUGGGAAAUCUCAAGAUGAUGACAAAACAGAACCAGCAGCAAAGAGAUGCUAUCUGGAGAGAGAGCAAGGUGAAAAAAUUAUUCAGGAGUUUGUAUCCAAGGUGAAGAAAUUGCCAUUUAUGGAAAUGUCAGAAGAAGACAUCACAAUAAAGUUAAAACAGCUGAAAGCUGAGGUGGUAGCAAAAAAUAAUAGUUUUGUAAGUGAAAUCAUUUCACGAAUAAAGGUUACUACAUAAGAAGACACCACUAACGGAAUGAAGAUAAAAAUUGAUAAGCUAUGGUCUGUAAUACUUCUGUAUUGUUUUAUACUUAACCGUUUUCCCAUAAUGUUGGCUAUUGAUGGCCUGUGUGAUAAUCAGCUUAAUAAAACGUUUAGUACAAUACUUUGCUGUACGUACAUUUCAAAGAUCUUUAUUUUGAAAAACGAGCUGUAACUGAGAAAUAUUUAAAUGGAUGUAGGCAAUAAUAAACAACAUGUUGAAUUUUAUAAAUAAAAUCAUGUAGUUUGUAGAAUUUGA
Molecule: messenger RNA, 3187 nt
Organism: Orycteropus afer afer
Lineage: Eukaryota; Metazoa; Chordata; Mammalia; Tubulidentata; Orycteropodidae
Gene: MSH2
Product: mutS homolog 2
Biological process (GO): somatic recombination of immunoglobulin genes involved in immune response; mismatch repair; mitotic recombination
Cellular component (GO): nucleus; MutSalpha complex
Molecular function (GO): ATP-dependent DNA damage sensor activity; ATP binding; mismatched DNA binding
Source: RefSeq, a predicted model, not a curated record